AUGUCCGCUGUCGCAACCAUCACCGUGCCCACCCAACCUGAUAUUCAGUACCAACCUGAAUAUGAAAAGUACAAAGAGCGUACUCGUCGACGCAAGGAGACUGAAACACUGCAGACCACCUUGCCCGCAGGAUUUCCACAGAAAUUAGUUUCGCCGCUGGUCUGGGAAGGUAAAGAGAUUGUGAAGGGAGAAGAGUGGAUUUAUCACUUGACGGAGGAUCAGUUGGAGGAAAUAGAUGCUGCUUUGAAAAGCUUCCAAGCGCUGAAUCUUUCUCUUGGUCAUAUCAAUCAGUCGACCUUUCCUCUACCAACCCUUCGACCUGUUCUCCGAGAUCUCUCCAAAGAAAUCCACACGGGUCGAGGAUUUGCUGUUCUACGCGGUUUGCGCAUAGAUGAUUACUCGCGAGAAGAGAACAUUAUCAUCUACGCUGGAGUUUCAUCCCAUGUUGGCAGUAUCCGGGGACGCCAACAAGAUACUCGAUUGGCCAACGGCACUUCGCCGGUGAUAUCUCAUAUCAAAGAUCUCACAGCAACUGUCGAUAAAUCCAAGAUCGGCGCACCUUCCAAUACCCCCGAUAAGCAGGUCUUUCACACCGAUGCAGGCGAUAUCAUAUCACUUCUGUGUUUGGACCGCGCUGCAGAGGGAGGAGAAAGCUAUCUGUCUAGCAGCUGGCAUGUGUAUAACAUUCUGGCCAAAGAAAGACCGGAUCUGAUUCACACGCUAUCUCAAGAUUGGCCAGUAGACGGAUUCAAUAACCCGACCAAGCCCUAUACUAUGCGUCCUCUCCUUUAUCACCAGCCAGCUACUGACUCCACUCCCGAGCGGGUUCUAAUCCAAUACGCACGACGCUAUUUUACUGGGUUCUUGGCCCAACCCCGGUCAAAGGAUAUUCCUCCAAUUACAGAGGCUCAAGCCGAAGCUCUUGACGCACUACACUUCUUGGCGCAAGAGCACAGCGCCACUUUGGACUUUCAGAAAGGCGAUGUGCAAUACGUGAAUAACCUGAGCAUUUUCCAUGCGCGGAACGGAUUCAGAGAUGAGCCGGGCAAACAGCGUCAUUUGUUGAGGCUUUGGCUGCGCGAUCCUGAGAAUGCAUGGGAAACGCCGAAGCCACUCCAGCAUCGCUGGGAUACAGUUUACAAGGAAGUUGCCGAAAAUGAACAGAUAUUCCCACUCGAGCCGACUAUUCGCAAGAAUGUGGGAUCUUAA
Messenger RNA from Penicillium soppii, 1209 nucleotides. RefSeq names its product TauD/TfdA family dioxygenase. NCBI's taxonomy places the organism in Eukaryota, Fungi, Ascomycota, Eurotiomycetes, Eurotiales, Aspergillaceae. The record is from RefSeq and is a predicted model, not a curated record. Gene Ontology annotation, molecular function: oxidoreductase activity. Bases 1 to 1209 code for a protein of 402 amino acids. The transcript has 4 exons.